This is a messenger RNA of Thunnus maccoyii (southern bluefin tuna), 2604 nucleotides long. Its product is annotated as CD48 antigen-like. The record is from RefSeq and is a predicted model, not a curated record. NCBI's taxonomy places the organism in Eukaryota, Metazoa, Chordata, Actinopteri, Scombriformes, Scombridae. The transcript is spliced from 6 exons. Bases 216 to 1184 code for a protein of 322 amino acids.
ACACAGCAUCAGACACACAGAGCACUCGCUGCUCUGCGGACGUGCUCAGUAUUGUUAAGCUAAAGUAUUUGACGAGUUAGGAAUGGGAAGUUGUGCACAACGCAGGUCGAGACACGUCUGUGAGCACAGAAUCCGUUCUAACUGGACAAGAUUUCACAAACCUUUUGAUAUCUAAGGAAUUAACAAAGAAUGUCUGUCUCUAUCUGAACUCUGUGAUGGAGGCACAGAUGAGAAUUAUUCUCUUUCUUACGGUCAUAAUCUCAUCUGCUAAUGAGGAAGUGAAGAACCUGACCAGCACUGAGGGAGGAUCCAUCACUCUACCUGACCCUGUGAAGGAGAAAGGAUAUCUUUCAUUUGAAAGAACAAAUAUUGCUGCAGUGAACAAGGGGGAAGUUGAGAUAGAAGUGGACAUUUACAUAGGCAGACUUCACUGGGAUAAAAACAAUGGAAAUUUUACAAUCACAGGACUGCAGAGGAAUGACUCAGGGAUUUUUGCUAUUGACUCUAAAAAAGGACGUAUUUUCACUAAAUCCUACAAACUCACAGUGUAUGAGUCUGUAUCACUUCCUGCAGUGAACACAUCGAAUUUGAGUGCUGAGAGCUGCAUCUUGCUGUGUUCUGUGGAGAAAGGUGAAGAGACGACACUGUUGUGGUACAAAGACGAGGAGAUACUGAACCAGAGCAGCUCUGCUCUCUCUCUGCCUCUCACUGUACACAAGCAGGAUUUCAGCUCCUCUUAUAGAUGUGAGGCUGCCAACCCUGCUGAAAAGAAGACUGUUGUAGCUGAUAUGAAGACAUUCUGUGGACACGAUGAUGCAGACAACAGUAAUGACACAAACACAAGAUAUUAUUUUGGAAUUAUAAUCUCCAUCGUGCUUGCUGUAUUUGUUGUACUUAUUGCCAUUAUUACCAAGAAGAAGUGUCUUAACAAAACCAAGACGACAACCAGACAAACACAAGAUUCGGUGAACACAGACACAGGUGUCAACUAUACUGAUGUCCAAAUAUCUGGCAACAGACCCUGUCAGGCAGGAAAUUUAUCAGAUUCACCAGGAACUGUUGACCGCUCAAAUCUAACAACAGUCUACGAUAAAUUGGAGGCUCAUCGCAUGCUUCAUACAGACACAGCAGAGAAUGUUUCAGACGAGCUUUCCACAUACAGCAACUUUGCAGCAAAUCACUGAAACAUUUGUGUGGACAUGCUUGAAUCAGCAGCUUGAACUUGAAUUUGCAGUGGUCAGCAAGGAAGUAUAUUUUCAGAUCUUUCAGACUAAAGUGCACAGAGCUGUCUGGCAAAACUACAAAGUGUUUCAUUAUCACAUUUCAAAUGCACCAAAUGAGGAGAGGAGUGAUUCCAUCGGCAGUGUAAAAUGUAAAGCUCUUGUGUCCAUUUCAUUUUUUUGUAUUUAUUUUAUUCUUUUGGUAGUAUUCCUUUUAGUUUUCUUUUGUCUAGCUUUUGAUGUAUUGCUUUGCUACUGCAUUUUUGCCUCAUAUUUACACUUUGUACAGUUAAGCUUGAUAUAACAUUUCCAAGGUCAUAUAUUUCAUCCUUUGUGAGCAUAUGCAAACAUUUCAAGCUAAUAAAGACGCUGUGUAUGAAAGCAGUGGAGAAGUGUUUGUGUUGGAGGUAGUUUGUACUUUCCACUACAUUCUGGAUCAAGCAUACCUCUCAAAGACUAUCAAGCACCACAUUCUAGAUGUUACCAUGCUGCUUUGAUCUGACAGUAAGGUGGGUUGUAGAAAACGUACAUCAAUUAGCUGGAAAAACAUCACGUCUGAGUCAGUGACAAUAUGUCUGUAAUGACCUUUCCUUAUUAAAAAAUCUCCUGCCUCAAUAAUGCAGUUUAUUAAAAUUAAUAAAACUCAGUUAAAGUAUAUGGCUACAAAUUAUAAAACUGUCUACAUCUAAAACAAUCUAAAAUCAGGCUUGAUGCAAGAGCAAAGAUUUCCAUUCUAUGCUCUAUUUAAAUUUUUUAUGAAAAUUUUAUAUUCUGCAUGUGUUCCUCUUUUUUACAGUGUCUCAAGAAGAAGAAAUCAAAUAAAAAUGAUCAAUUUCCAUUCAUGCUACUGGUGACUUAAAGCAGGAACUCAUUGUGGGAAAACAUACAUUCAUUCAUUUCACUUUACUUUUCCUUCGACAUAAUGGACUCUGUACUCUCUGUCCCUGUCUACCACCUGCUUUGCAUAUGGCAGUUACUGUUUGGUUGCCUGGCAGGUGCAACAGAUACUAUGCUGUAAAAGAGGCUUCAAUUAAUAGAAAGAGGAAGGUAGCCAAUAUAUUUUUACCCAGGCUACCUGGCUACCAGUCAGUUAGUGACUUCUGCCCCCUAAUGACACCACAACCAGGGUGUUGCUAUCAUUCACUGUUUUCUGUUUAAUGCUGCUAACAUCAAACUUGUCUCAUUAGCUGCUGACCACAAAUAUGACUUGCAAGAAAAUUCUGUAUAAUAAAAGCAUGUUAUUUUUUAAUAUCUAAGAAAUCAAACAACACAGUGCUACUUUGAGGUCCAAUAGUAAAAUGAGGAAAAUAUUUGUUUUUAGCAUGACUAAAUAGAUUCAUCAAAAACAAAUAUCCAACAAUUAAAAGUUAAUAAAAAGGUUUUA